AUGGAUUCAAUGUUCCAAAAUGCUAGCAUGGUCCACGUGGCAUCUAAGGCCGGGGUUGGCGAAGUUCAAUACCAUGUAACGCUAACCACUGGCGUUAGCGGCGGCUUUGUCUUCAACGGAGGGGAAGAGAAGAACACGACAGGGAGGUGGCGGUUAGUCGUCGUCGGGAACAGCAACAACGAGCCUAGCGUCCGACAACAUGAAUGGUGGCGGAAUAGAAGAAGAGGUGAAGAGGGUGGCGACUUCCACUGGAAACAGCAACAACGACACCCCGCGGGUGUGUUCCUUCCGAUCGUCCGUUGCCAUGGUGUCUAA
Lactuca virosa is the source of this 315-nucleotide messenger RNA. Lineage: Eukaryota; Viridiplantae; Streptophyta; Magnoliopsida; Asterales; Asteraceae. The record is from the annotation of a GenBank genome assembly.